Pedinophyceae sp. YPF-701 is the source of this 2334-nucleotide messenger RNA. The record is from the annotation of a GenBank genome assembly. Lineage: Eukaryota; Viridiplantae; Chlorophyta; Pedinophyceae.
AUGGGGCGCCGGGCGGGCCGCACGAGCCGCCAGCAGCAGGCGUUUGAGUACCUGCUCGAGCAGGAGGACGACCUGCCGAUGUCGCCCGCGGAGCUGACGGGCAACGGCACCUCGAAGAGCACGCACCGCGUCCGAGCUGGCUCGGCCCGCGGGCUCGCGGCGACGCCGCUGCAGAGCACGUGUCCGCGGCCGUGGAGCGAGGUCCCCGGACUGGGAUUCGUGGGCGACUCGCCAGCCCAUCUCGCCGCGAGUGUGUCUCCGCCGCGAGCGAGCGAGGCGGACUCGCUCCUCGCGAUGUUCGAGGGCUCCGAGCUCCCCGGCGAAGUCAUUCGCGACGUCCUCGCGUCCUGCGGGGGCGACACCACCCGCGCCAUGGACGCCCUCCUGGGCAUGGUCUCGCCCGCCACGCCCCCCGAGCCCGACGCCGCGGCCGCGGACGCCGUCGACCUCUGGGGCGCCCUCCCGCUCGACAUCCGCACGAAGAUCUUCGAGCGGCUCUCCGUGCGCGAGGCCUGCCGCGCCGCCCCCGCGAGUCGCGACUUUGCCACGUUGGCGCGCGCCGCACGCCUCUCCGUCACGUCGCUCGCGCUCCCGGCGCGCGCAGCGGGCCCCGGGGGCGCCGCGCUCGCGCGGCAGAUGGUUGCGGCGCACCCGAACGCCCGCGCCGUCACCCUGCGCGGCGCGGGCCCCAAGGAGGGCACGCCAGCGGGUGACGCUGCGGACGAGGAGUCGUUCGUGGCCUUCGUGGACGGCGUCGCGGUGGGCGAGGCGGUGCGCGAGAGCCAGUCGGUGCGGUCCGCGGGGCUCGCGGUGGGCGGCACGCACGACUACACCCCCCUGAAGCACGGCGGGGGGGCCUGGCAGCCCCCGCCCGGCGCGGCGCCGGCGCCGCUGGGGUCGACGGGGCGGUGGGGCGCGGGGGGCUGCGGCGUCGAGGCGCUGGACGUGCGCGGGUGCGCGGCGGUGACGGACCACGCGGUGUCGGUGUUGUGCGACGUGUUGCACAACGUGCGGGAGCUGUCGCUGGCCAACUGCCCGGCCGUGUCCGACAGCGCGCUGCUGUCGCUGUCGCGGUUCCAGGGGCGCGGCGGCGACCUCGAGCACUCGGAGAGCCUCGCGGGCGACGACGCGGGCGCGCCGGGCGGCGGGCUGCGCUCGCUGAGCGUGGCGGGGUGCGGCAAGGUCACGGACCGCGGCGUGAAGGAGCUGCUGCGCGGCGCGGCGACGCGCACGUCGCUCGUCCGGCUCGACCUGUCGCGGACGGCGGUCACGCGCGAGGGCCUCGCGUCGCUCCCGCCGCGCUCCGCGCUGCGCCACCUGCGCUGCAACUCGCUCUCGCGGCUCUCGCGCGUGUCGCUGCAGCUCCCGCCCACCGCGCCGCUCGAGGACGUCAGCUUCGCGGGGUGCCACCAGCUCCGCCACGCGGUCCUCGUCUGCGGGAACCUCGCGGCGGCCAACUUCUCCGGGUGCGCGCAGCUGGCCUCGCUCGACCUGCGCUGCCCGCGCCUGCGGUGCCUCACGCUCGGCGGGUGCGCUGCGCUGACGUCGCUCUUCCCCGCGGAGCCCGCGGGCGGCUCGCUGAUCGAGCUCCCGGACGACCCGGCCGACCUGUUGCACUUUGAGUGCCUGGAGGACCUCAACUGCUUCGGGUGCCGCACGCUCGACGCGCGGAGCGUGGAGGUGGCGCUGUCGCGUGCGCCGGCGCUCGCGGCGCUGAACCUCAACGGCUGCGUGAGCAUGACGCGGCUCUGCCUCGACGACGCGCCCUGCCUGGCCGCUCUCGAUGUGUCCGGGUGCCGGGGGCUCGAGGACGUGCGCCUCGAGUGCCCCGCGCUCGCGACGCUGCGCGCAGUGAGCUGCGGCGCGCUGCGGAGCCUGUACCUGGCCACGCCGCGGCUCGCAACGCUCGACGUGACCAACUGCGCGGCGCUGGUCGCCGUGAUCGUGCCGGGGCCGGACGCCGGCGGAGCGGGCGCGGAACCCGGCAGCGCACGCGGAGCGCGGGGCACGCCCGGCCGGCAGGACUCGGCCGCGGUGCCGGUGCCGGCGCGGCGGCGGUUCGUGUCGGCAGCGCCCGGGACGCCGUCGAGCCUCGGGACACCGGUCGCGGAGUCGCCGUUCCUGCUCGGAGCGUCCCCGAGCUUCGCCGCGAGCCCGAUGCUGCGGGCGCUCAGGUCUGGGAGGGCGGAGAAGGCGGCCAAGGGCGGGGGGGCCGGGGCUGCGGAGGCGUCGGGACCGGCGGUGGUGGCGAAGGGCGCGGCGGGCGUGGACGCGGUGGACGUGUGCAGGCGGCUGUUGGAGCUGGCCCGGGGGGCGGUGAUAGGUGGCGGGUGA